CCAGGCCGAGCACAGCGGCCGCGCGCAGCCGACGCGGGGACCGCGACCAGCAGGUGGAGUGCAGGCGCUGGGGUCAUUCAGUAACCAGAGCCUCUGGAGGAAAACACCUGUCCAUGGUGGGCCACCAGGAUCCCUGGCGCAGUUGACCCCAGGCCCUGCAGGUCGGACUCCCUUGAGGACAGCCAUCACCUGGCCCUGCUACUCUGUGCCUUGGGCCUUUUAAUGAAGGAGCUUGAGCCACAGGCUCAUCUUUGGUGGUCAGCUGUGGAUCGGGUGGCUUCCUGCCUUUCCUCCAUGACCCAGAAGACUAUCUACAGAGUGGGCACUGUCUGCACAGUGGAUCCCUGGGUUUGGACUACAGGCUCAUGGUUAGGACGGCUGUUCUCAGUGAAGGACCGUGUGCCCGCCCCUGAGCAGCGACCAUGGGCCUGCUUGCCUACCUGAAGACGCAGUUCGUGGUGCACCUGCUCAUUGGCUUCGUCUUCGUGGUGAGCGGGCUGAUUAUCAACUUCGUCCAGCUGUGCACACUGGCCAUCUGGCCCAUCAGCAAGCAGCUAUACCGCCGCAUCAACUGCCGCCUGGCCUACUCGCUCUGGAGCCAGCUGGUCAUGCUCCUGGAGUGGUGGUCCUGCACGGAGUGCACUCUCUUCACCGACCAGGCCACCAAGGACCACUUUGGGAAGGAGCACGUGGUCAUUGUCCUCAACCACAACUUCGAGAUCGACUUCCUUUGUGGGUGGACCAUGUGCGAGCGGUUUGGCGUGCUGGGGAGCUCCAAGGUGCUGGCUAAGAGGGAGCUGCUGUACGUACCUCUCAUCGGCUGGACAUGGUACUUCCUAGAGAUCGUAUUCUGCAAGAGGAAGUGGGAGGAAGACCAGGACACUGUCAUGGAGGGACUGAAGCGCUUGGCUGACUACCCAGAGUACAUGUGGUUUCUCCUGUACUGCGAAGGAACACGCUUUACAGAGACCAAGCACCGCAUCAGCAUGGAGGUGGCUGCCUCCAAGGGGCUGCCCCCGCUCAAGUACCACCUGCUGCCCCGGACCAAGGGCUUCACCACUGCAGUCCAGUGCCUCCGGGGGACAGUUGCAGCUAUCUACGAUGUGACCCUGAACUUCAGAGGAAACAAGAACCCAUCUCUGCUGGGGAUCCUUUAUGGAAAGAAAUACGAGGCAGACAUGUGUGUGAGGAGGUUCCCCCUGGAAGACAUCCCAGCAGAUGAGGCCGGCGCAGCCCAGUGGCUUCACAAGCUGUAUCAGGAGAAGGAUGCCCUGCAAGAGAUGUACAAGCAGAACGGUGUGUUUCCAGGGGAGCAGAUCAAGCCUGCCCGGCGGCCGUGGACCCUCCUGAACUUCCUGUGCUGGGCCACCAUCCUCCUCUCUCCCCUCUUCAGCUUCGUCCUGGGCGUCUUUGCCAGUGGAUCCCCGCUCCUCAUCUUGACCUUCCUGGGGUUUGUGGGAGCAGCUUCCUUCGGAGUCCGAAGACUGAUAGGAGUGACUGAGAUAGAAAAAGGAUCCAGUUAUGGCAACCAAGAGCUUAAGAAAAAGGAAUAAUUAAUGCUGUGAUUGAACACCCAUAACUUGACGCGGUAUCCAAUUAACUCAAUUAAAAACAGAACACACACGAGCGAGGGAAAGAGACACUUAGAGACUAUUUUUCUUAUUAACUGGUGACUAAUAUUAACAAAACUUGAGCCAAGAGCAAAGAACCCGGCCUGCCAGGUGAAGAUGCUCAGCCAGCACAGGCGGGGUCCCAUCGGCCCUCUGCGGGGACAGAGGCGGGCUUGGGAAGGUAGUGGGGCCAUGGGGCUCCCCCAGAGCUCUGCCUCCAAGAGGCAGCCUUGGCUGCUGUCCCUUCUUAAAUGUAGAAUGAGGCUUUUGUUUCUUAUCGGUUAUUUUGGGAACUUAAUCUGGCCUCAACCUUGUGCCCUGCACUCCAGAACACUGGCUCUUCAUGGGUGCCACUGUCCUCAUGGGGGCAGGUCAGCUGGAUCCUUGUCCUACAGAGCUCAUUUGUCCUGCCCUGCUUGGCACCUUCGCUUCUAGCCCUGGGGGGAGGGAGUCUUCUUAGAGAUAAGCACACACUGAAUGGAGAUCUGGCCCCUUGGUCCCUCCUCUGCCCAGGGCUGAAGACCACCCCUCCAUCCUCUGCAGCACCGUUGGCACAGCCUCUCUGUGGGCUGGGUCUAAGCACCUUAAGUCUCUUUCUAAAGUGAAUGCCCGAGAACUCUGCGGAACGUGGAAUCCAUGAGUUCACACAGCGCCUCCAGACAGCUCCACGGUC
Molecule: messenger RNA, 2283 nt
Organism: Acomys russatus (golden spiny mouse)
Lineage: Eukaryota; Metazoa; Chordata; Mammalia; Rodentia; Muridae
Gene: Agpat3
Product: 1-acylglycerol-3-phosphate O-acyltransferase 3
Exons: 12
Coding region: 423-1553 (376 amino acids)
Cellular component (GO): endomembrane system; endoplasmic reticulum
Molecular function (GO): 1-acylglycerol-3-phosphate O-acyltransferase activity
Source: RefSeq, a predicted model, not a curated record